AUGAUUUAUAAAUAUGGUGAAGGAAAAGAAAGAAAAAUUAUUAUGUGUCAGGCACUAUUAAAAGAAACUGUUGAUGAUACAUAUGAUAUAAUUUUUAAAUAUCAGAUUGAAGUAAUAGCAAUUCUUAUUAAUGAAAAUGAAAUAAAGAAACAAAAUAAAUGUUAUCCUUACUUUUCAUUAAAUCUCAAAGAUAAUAAUUCUAAAAAUUAUUCACUUACAAAUUAA
Molecule: messenger RNA, 225 nt
Organism: Strongyloides ratti
Lineage: Eukaryota; Metazoa; Nematoda; Chromadorea; Rhabditida; Strongyloididae
Product: Protein-tyrosine phosphatase, receptor/non-receptor type domain-containing protein
Exons: 2
Coding region: 1-225 (74 amino acids)
Biological process (GO): protein dephosphorylation
Molecular function (GO): protein tyrosine phosphatase activity
Source: RefSeq, a predicted model, not a curated record